CUGAUGAUGAGGAUGAUGAACAGGCUGAUAGUGACACCAACUUUUAUGAUGGAGGGUUGGAUGGAGCGGAUGCAAUGGGCUUCGGCCCUCUUGUGCCCACUGAAACUGAGAGGUCUUUGAUGGAGCGUGUGAGACAAGAACUGAAGCAUGAGCUCAAACACGGUUACAAGGACAAGAUUGUGGACAUCAGAGAGGAAAUUUUACGCAAGAGAAGAGCUGGAAAGCUGCCUGGUGAUACGACAUCUGUCUUAAAAGCCUGGUGGCAGUCGCACUCAAAAUGGCCAUAUCCAACGGAGGAAGACAAAGCGCGAUUAGUACAGGAAACUGGCUUGCAACUAAAACAGAUAAACAACUGGUUCAUCAACCAAAGGAAAAGAAACUGGCACACUAAUCCUUCAUCCUCAUCCUCUCAGAAAAGCAAACGCAAGAGUACGGGCGAAAAUAUGAGCAGCGAGCACUUCAUUUGAGGGGUAGAACUUGUAUAGUCGCAAUCCCAUUAAAAUCACAUCUCUGUAUACAAAUAGUUAACACUGGACAUGAGAAAUGAGCGUCUCAAGAUUCAGCUGAAGGUUGCCGAUUGUAAUUGCAGAAGUUUUUGCCACUAGACCGCUGGCCGGGUAUGGAGGAUUGGCAGAUCCACUUCAAGAUAGUUAGAGUAUGCUUUUGAAUACAAUGUGACGUCCAUAUUAUUAAGCAGCAGUGCAUAUUUUCCCACUUCUUUAAUGAGGUUCUUCAAUGUUCAGUAUCUAUUGAAAUGCUUAUACACUUAAAUAUUAUUCACUUAUGCAUGCUUUGUAAGUUUCACCUUUUUUUUGUUCUUUGAAUGUGAAUAUUAGUAGCGGUUGGUCAUGGUUAGUCCUUCGAAGUUCGAAUAGCUGUAAAUGGUUGAUUCCUAUUGAAUG
Molecule: messenger RNA, 902 nt
Organism: Cuscuta epithymum
Lineage: Eukaryota; Viridiplantae; Streptophyta; Magnoliopsida; Solanales; Convolvulaceae
Source: the annotation of a GenBank genome assembly